This is a messenger RNA of Oryza sativa Japonica Group (Japanese rice), 1855 nucleotides long. RefSeq names its product WRKY transcription factor 55. Gene Ontology annotation, molecular function: DNA-binding transcription factor activity; sequence-specific DNA binding. The record is from RefSeq and is a predicted model, not a curated record. Gene Ontology annotation, biological process: regulation of DNA-templated transcription. Lineage: Eukaryota; Viridiplantae; Streptophyta; Magnoliopsida; Poales; Poaceae.
CGACCAAAUGCAUGACCCGUUCUAAUUCAGUUUCUCCCUUUCUUACCGCAUGUACGUGCCCGGCUGCUUCCUAUAUACACCACACUGCCUCACCCUCUACACAUGCAUAUAGUAACCUUAAUUUGCUUAUAACCUAGCUAGCUACCUUAUUAACCUCGGGCAUAAGAAGAUUAAAUACGAGAUCGUCGUCGAGCACCUUGCAACCAUUGUUCAUGCACGUCUUUGCACCGCACCAGGUGACCCCGUUGUCGGUGUUGCUCGCUGCUGCUGCUGGUGGUGGUUUCGAUCGCCGUGAUCGGAGCAGGGUUGUCGGCGGCGGCGGCGGCGGCCGAGAGGGUUGGGAGAUGGACGAGGUGCUGGCGCAGAUCAGCGAGGGGUUCCGGCUCGCCGGCGAGCUGAUGUCGGAGCUCGCGGCGACCCAGAACGACCCGGACUACCUGGCCGCGCGCUGCCACGCCAUUGCCGGCGCGUACGCCGCCGCGGCGCGCGUGCUGCAGGGGGCGCGCCACGGCGGCGGCGGCGUGGGCGCGGCGUCGACGUCGUUCGGCGGCGAGGGAUACCUCCAUCACCAGCAUCGCCAGCAGUUGGACCUCCUCCGCAUGUACGUCGGCGGCACGGCGCCGGACGAAGCCGCCGCCGCCGCCAACCCGUUCCUCGGCGGCGGCGGCGGCGCAACAACGGCGGCGUUCCGCGCGCCGUCCGACGCGUACGGCGGCGCGGGCGCCGGCACGUCGGGUGGCCCGGUGAGGCGGGUGUCGUCGUCGUCGCGCUCGCCGCCGUCGCCGGUCCAGCCGCGCCAGGGCGGCGCCGGCAGCAGGAGGAGGAGGGAGAGCGGGGAGAAGGUGACGGUGAUGGUGGCGGCACAGCGGACGGGGAACACGGAGCAGCCGCCGGAUGACGGGUACACGUGGCGCAAGUACGGCCAGAAGGACAUCCUCGGCUCCAGAUAUCCCAGGAGCUACUACCGGUGCACUCACAAGAACUACUACGGGUGCGAGGCGAAGAAGAAGGUGCAGCGGCUGGACGACGACCCCUUCACCUACGAGGUCACCUACUGCGGCAACCACACCUGCCUCACCUCCACCACGCCGCUGCUCACACUCCCCGCCGCCGCCGCCACUUCGGUGACAAACUCUCCGACCGCCGCCGCCGUGCUCGGCCAGGACUUCGUCAUGGCGCCCGCCGCCGAUCAGCAGCCGCCCCAGCACCAGCAGGCGCAGCCGCCGCUGUCCACGUCCAUCCACCUCGGCAUCGGAUGGCCGAUGACGCCGGCCAGCCUCGCCGGCGCCGUAGGCGAGGGAAGCACUAGCACUACCGCCACCGCGCCGCAGGUGACGACAAUGGGCGCCACGGCGGCCGGCGGCGGCGGUGCAGCAGCUAGGGACGCGGACCAUUACCCGGUGGCGGACCUCGCCGACGUCAUGUUCAACUCCGGCGGCAGCGGCAGCAGCAGCAUCAUGGACGGCAUUUUUUCUUCUCACGAUCGACGUGAUAACUGAUCAAUCAGUCUCACCUCUCUGAUGUCAUUAUUAUUAGAUCUCGUUUUGCUUCUUAACUUAAUUGGUGUAUUUAGGUGAGGCAUGCACAUUGUGCAUGUAGAUGUUGAAAUUUUUGUUGUUAGAUACACACUUGAUUGGAUCACUUAAUUGAUUAGGUUCAUGAAUGCUAAUAAUGGUGACUCUGUCUAGGAGAUGCCCGGCGCCCCGGCCGUUAAUUAGCUAGCUCGAUCGAUGUAUAGAUAUAGCAUAGUAUCACGAAAUAGCGAGUUCAUUAGUGUAAAUCUCCAAUUAAGUUGUAUAAUAACCACAGUGAUCGAUUGAAGUUAUAUUAAUUAUUUCAGGCUAAUUUUGCUUCA